CCUGAAACAGCUGCCCUGAGUUGACUCAGUUACACGAGCAACGAGUUCAUUGUUUCAAAUGCUGAGGCAAGUAAUGUUUAUCAUUAAAAGCUACAUACAAGGCUGGUUUUCCUAUAUCAAUAAAAGGCAUGGAACCCUGUGAAAAUUGGACAUCUACAGCUUUGAGCAACUGGUUAACCCACAUUGGAAUCCAUCAGAUUGCUGACAUGCUCCGAAGUGAAGAAAAUAUUCCCGCAGAACCGGUGUCUGCUCAGAUGGAUGACAAUGAUAUAGCCUUUAGGUCAUCCCAGUCGGUUACCCUUUCCAGCUCUUCUCGGAAUUCGGAGGGAAAUUGGAAGUUACGUGGAUUGUCUACAAAUUACAAUUUCCAGCAAACAUUGAGAAACUCAUUUUUGGAGGAGGCAGCUGAAGAUCUCCGAGAUGAAUGUUAUGCAGUUUCUCCACUAUGUUUGUUAGAACAAAGUGAAUAUCUGUAUGAACAAGGAUUUUAUGGGGAACAUGAACUGUAUCACAAGCAUUUCCCAUUAAAUACAGAAGAUUUUAAUGCGACGGAAGAAGGUAAAGAGAUACUUUUCAACCAACCCCCUCAGAACCUCAUUGGGACUCCAAAAUUUGAAAUGAGAGGUUCAGAGGAAGUGUCAACGGGAACAGUUUUGCAGCGCCUAAUUCAAGAGCAUUUAAGAUAUGGAAAUCCAAAUGAGAACAUGAACCUGCUGGCAAUACAGCAGCAAGCCACAGGGAGCACCGGCCCAACUAACAGUAGUGGGAGCACACACUCUUCCUCAGAGAACCUUACACAGGAAGAUCCCCAAAUGGUCUAUCAGUCAGCACGUCAAGAACCUCAAGGGCAAGAACAUCAGGUGGAUAACAGUGUGAUGGAGAAGCAGGCACGUGUCACUCUAGCCCAACAGAAUAUUGAAGAACUACCAACCUAUGAGGAAGCCAAAGCACAAUCUCAAUUCUUCAGAGGGCAGCAGCAAGCAUCGGUUGGCUCUAAUUUCUAUGUUGCAGGGAUCACUAAUCAAAAAACAAAAACUGAGGGGAGACCUACAGUUAACCGAGUAAGCUCUGGGCAGAUACACAAAGAUGAGGCAUUAAAAGAACUUAAACAAGGUCAUGUUCGUUCGCUUAGUGAGCGUUUAAUGCAACUGUCUCUAGAAAGGAAUGGUGUAAAGUCACAUCUUCCUGCCUCAAAAAACAAUCUCCUUUCCCAACAAACCAAUAAUCCCUUCAAGAAUGGAGGACAACAAUCUACUCAAACCCUGACAAAGGGUGUGGACCCAAGAGGUCCUCCUCCAGAAUACCCUUUUAAAACCAAACAAAUGUUGCCACGACUUAACCAAUCUCAUGAGCUUGCGAACUUUUACAAUGAUUCGCACUCUCCAAAUCCUCAGGAAUUGCUUCAACCAUAUCCUGGAACUCUGGCAAUUAAACAAGAAGCAACAAUCCUAAGAUAUCAAUCACCGCCAGAAUAUGGAUCGAACAGGCAAUGCCAAACAUUUUUUCAGUCAUUGCCAUCAGAGGAUCACAGUCCUAUGUCUUCCCAGAGCUCCAUGGAAAAGAAUCAGUUCCAACUUGCACUUUUGCAGUCAGCUCCUCCUCAGCUCCAACCAGAUCCUGUGUCAAACCAGCAACUUUCAGUUGAUGCAGUUGCAAUUGUGGCACGGGCUCAGCAGAUGGUGGAGAUAUUAUCAGAAGAAAAUCGUGCCCUUCGCCAAGAACUAGAGGGCUUCUGUGAAAAAAGUGCAAAACUCCAAAAGUUUGAAAUGGAAAUUUGGCGAAUCUCAGAAGCCCAUGAAAACUUGGUGAAGUCCACUACCAAACGAGAGACAUUGGAUAAAGCCUUGAGGAAUAAAUUGGAAGGCGAAAUACGAAGACUAUAUGACUUCAAUAGGGACCUUAGAGAUCGCUUAGAGACUGCCAACAAGCAACUGGUAAGCAAAGAGUGCGAUAGUACUGAAGAUAACAUGCCAGCAGAGGGCCAUUAUACAAUACAAUACAAAGAGCACUUGAAGGAAGGGGAAAAGUUGGAAAUGGAACUGGCCACUAUGCGUUCAGCAAAUGAGGAUCAGCAGAGGCGCAUUGAAAUCUUGGAUCAGGCAUUGAACAAUACUCAAGCCAAGGUGGUCAGGUUGGAGCAGGAGUUGAGGAAGAAACAAGUGUAUGUGGACAGGGUAGAGCGACUGCAACAGGCCUUAACGCAGCUGCAAGCAGCCUGUGAAAAGCGGGAGCAGAUGGAACGGAGGCUACGCAUUCGGCUGGAACGAGAGCUAGAAUCUCUUCGAGUACAACAGCGACAUGGAGGCCCUUUAUUGGCUAAUGUUCCACAACAUAAUAUACCAGGAUUGAUGGAGUUAUUACGGGAAAAGGAAGAACGAAUCUUGGCCCUAGAGGCUGACAUGACAAAGUGGGAGCAGAAGUAUUUGGAAGAAAGGGCAAUGCGUCAUUUUGCCAUGGAUGCUGCUGCUACAGCUGCUGCUCAGAGGGACACCAGUAUAAUAAAUCAUUCUCCAAAUAACAGCUACAAUGACAGUUCACUGGAAGUACGAAACUGGAAUGAGGAACAGGAGAAUGUGCAGUCAAUUCAAAGAUACCAAAACACAGAGCAAGGGGUAGGAGAGGUUACAGGCUUCAACUGCAUUUCUAACAGAAUAAAAAACCUUCAUGCGCAGCUUAUAGAGAAGGAUGCCAUGAUAAAAGUACUCCAACAACGUUCUCGAAAGGAACCAGGAAAAUCUGAGCCUGGAUCCCUGAGGCCAGGAAAAUUAGUUUCAUCUGUACAUGGAGACAUGGUACUGCAUUCUUGCCAGGCGUCCCUGAGUAAUGAUGCAAAAAAGGAGGAUAAGAAUUGGAAGGGAAGUGUAGGCUUGCUUCAAAUUAAAGACAAUCAAGAAAAUUAUUUGCAUACCUCACUUCAAAUGACUGCAACUUCGCUCCCAGUGGUCUCCACACAUACUAAAACUGGCAGUAAGGAUAGCAGUACACAGACAGAUAAAAGUCCUGAACUCGUCCGUCCAAGUAGUGCCCCAAUCCAUGGAAGGCGAAGGCUCAGCACAACCCCCUUUAGCAGCCCCAUUGUGAGACCAAAAUCAGCACGAAGCAGCACAGAAAAAUUAGGGGAUGCUUCCAUCAUUAAUAUCAAAUCACAUGACAGCAAAGGAAGAGGCAACUAUCCCUACCACAAACCUGACUUUGACGAUGAUGUGGUGGAAAUCCUCAUUUAACAACUGGAAGUUGCGGCUGUACACUCCAUGGAGGAUCAAAGCUUGCACUAAAAGCUGGAGAAUCAAGUGUAUGGAUCUUCAGAAGUUGAGGACUUUUUUGAAUAAGGCAGAAACUGUUUGGAAGUAGAUUUGUUUCCAAGGGAUUACGAGAAGGAUUUUGUAUCUAGACAUAUGCGAUGUGGAACACGAUAUUAGAUAAGUUGGGAAUGUAAAGAGGAAGAUGAAUAGAUGAGAGUAAAAGGAUAUGGUGGAUAUUUUAUUUGGAAUGUAUUUGACAUCCUGUAAUCUUUAAAGGUAUGAGCAAAGAGUACAUUAUUUUCAAUACCCUAACUCAUAAUGAUCUAUCUAUGCAUUAUUUUCAAUUCAUAUAGAAGUGGGUCAGUGUUCUUUUGUCUCUUUUGCACUUCUGCUGAAAACAAUGAUCAUGUGUACAGUAUAAAGUAGGAUCUUAUUGCCUUUCAAUAUUCAAUUGGAAUAUAAAUAGGCAGAUGAAUAAAUAACAUUCUGCCACUAUUACAUAUAUCUCCUACUCUACUUGAGAAUUUUGCUGGUGUAAUACUAGAAGUAUGUCACAAAACGUUGAGUCCUGCUUUCUGUGAAUUCUAAACUUAGCAUAUAAACAUCAAUUUGAGAAAAGGUCACUACUGCAAUAAUGGAUAAUGUGGUAUUUUAAAAGCAGAUGUUUUGGGAUACCCUAUAGCCUCAUAUUGUAUCUGUAGUAAUUCUUUCUUAAACGUAAUAAGCCAUAAUUAAAACAAAAAUAGAGAUAAUGAAUAUUUAGGGCAACAGAACUUGAAGCAGGGCCACAUGUUUCUCAUUAGCAUUGAACAUCACUAUAUGACCUGAUGACCACCAUGGGUUCACAGAUUACAACAGUAUUUAUUCCGUGAUAUAAAUAAUGAUCAAUCUCACUAAUUCUGGUUAAGUAAAUAUUAUCUGUACAAACACUGGAUUGCUUUAGACAAUGAUGGUACUUGUAAUUAUGAAUCUAGAUAAUUACUGAUAACAGUAAAAAUCAAGAUUGUUUUCUGUUAUACUAUCGAGCAGUUAAAGUGUUUGUAAUGACAGUUAAAGCAAUAUUGUUGGUUACAUUUUCCCACGACCCAGUUACUCAUGUUUGGCAUAAAAAUAGAUGCUUAUAUUUAUAAUAAACUUCAGGCCAAAUUGAACCAGCUUUCUGCAGUGAAGUGGUUCAACCUGAAAAAUAUAAGCGCCAGAGUUUUUGUUAGAAUUCAGAAUUACAAUACUUAACAGAUAAUAUGGCGAUUUACAAAGUAUGGUUAGAUGUUCUCUAGCUCAGAUUGCAUCAAUUUGUUUUUUCUAUUCCUGUAAUCUGGGCAAAAUGUUCUAACACCUAUCCCAAAUCUAUGCUUGUAUGGAGCAUGAUGAACGCCCACCUGGUGAAAUACUGCCUGCUUUGUCACAGUAAUUGAUGCUAUUCCUGAUCUAGUGGAGCAGAAAAUCAGCUAAAACAAAUUAUGUGGCCUGAUCUAACUGCAUCUAUCUAAACAGUAGUAGAGUCUCAAAAUGUAGACCCUACAAGAUUAAACAAUUUCUUAGUUUGCAGAAAAAAAAUGUUGUUGUAGAACUAAUGCUCCAAUAAGUUUUAUGGCCAGUAUCAUUAUUUAGUUAAAAGUACAGAUUUGCAUUUUAGUCUGGAGCAUCAAUAUAUCGAUUUGUAUCACUUUAUUGAAACAAAAGAAAUCAUUGCUUGAU
Hemiscyllium ocellatum (epaulette shark) is the source of this 4940-nucleotide messenger RNA. RefSeq names its product angiomotin like 1 (gene amotl1). Gene Ontology annotation, cellular component: cytoplasmic vesicle; plasma membrane; bicellular tight junction. The record is from RefSeq and is a predicted model, not a curated record. Gene Ontology annotation, biological process: regulation of cell migration; angiogenesis; actin cytoskeleton organization. The coding region runs from base 129 to 3224 and encodes 1031 amino acids. NCBI's taxonomy places the organism in Eukaryota, Metazoa, Chordata, Chondrichthyes, Orectolobiformes, Hemiscylliidae. The transcript is spliced from 16 exons.